AUGCCUGGAUUGGAGAUUCCUGGCGAGUUCCUGCGAAAUGCUGUUUUGGACACGGUGGUACCCCACGCCCCCGGCUUCGAUGUCGAGGGAGCGCUGAGUUCGGCCCUGGAGGACGGAGCCGAUGAUCUCCCCUCGGUCCUCUCCUCCAUACCACAGCGGACUCUGCUGUUUUUUGAUGAGUUCCUCCCAGUGCGCAUUGUUCUGCGGCUGUCCGAUUGCACCGAGGCUAUUUUGAAGCACUGCUUGCCACAACUGGAAGUCAAGCUGGAUGUAUUUGCUAUUGAUCCAGCAGAGUCGGUUGCUGAUAACCCAACACCCACGAGAGAGGUCAUAUUCUCGGGGGUUGUAAGCGGAGAGGAAGACCCGCUGGUGGUGUUCAACGAAUUCGAGGGCGACGAGGGGAGUGGGAACCACGUCUACUUAGUAUGGAAUAUCGAAAGCUUCUUGAGUGAGUUUGCUUCUGAGUUGUGUGCAGACAAGUCCUGUACUGACUAUAGCGAAGGACGUCCUCGGAAUCGCAUUCAACACCCCUCUCUAUUAUUCAUUGCCUCCGCUAGCUUGAAUCCGUCUGAAGGCCGUCCACAAGAAGAAUCAGAAGAUGAAUAUCUCCCUCCGCUCAUUCCAGCAUCGACGAAUAUCCUGCAGCCCCUAUCCGGUGAUAAAUCAUUGACCCAGAGAGAGCCCUUCCUUCCUGCAUCGAGGCUCCUCCGUGUGGUACCGACAACAUACAGCGAGGACCCCAUAUACAAUGUCCAGCAGCAACAUGGACACCCCUUUCGUGUUGUACCCGCUGCUAGUGCGAGAAUCCGCUACUCGCGUCUGAAUUCUUACUCGGGCCUUCCGACGACCAUCGCCAGCCUCGACUUCGAAGUGACCCCGUUUCUCAACUGCGAGGUCUCGUUUGAUAAAGCGGAUCUUCACCUGUCCGAUGGGACCAUGGAACCACUUUCGGAUAUCCCUGGUCUGAUUCUUCCUCUGACUUGCCGCCCUCGAGACGAUGUGACCCUCGUAUACAAGCUCACUCCCGAGUAUGGCCCAGAAACCAAUCCCUCCUCGACGGCCAUGAUCAGCACAUUGGACAUUUCCCUUGGGGCAGUCAUCCUUUUGUCUGAUAAUUGUAAGCCACGCGUUUCCAUGGAAUGGCGGACGAAUGUGGACUUUUCCAUGGCGCUGAACCCGACGUUCGGGGGGCCCAGUCAAGCACUACAGAGGAGUAAUCGUCCUACAAGCCUGCCCAUGACACCGGGCCAGUCGACUCAACCGGGAUCAGCCACAGCAAACCGAAGCUCUCUGCGAGAACGAGCAUAUUCGGUCACUGAUGUCGGCGUCACAAUCUCGUUCUCCGGGCCCCUUCGCGUGGAAGUUGGCUCUCCAUUUUCCUGGGAUGUUUUCAUUGUGAACCGAUCAAGCGUCCCCCGAAAGUUUGUGUUGAUUGCUAUUCCACGACGGAAACGUGUAGACCCACGCGGGCACGUCGCUCGGCCUUCGUCAUCCUCGAUCUCCAGUCGAAAAGAUGACCAUGUGGCUGAGGCUGUGACUGACGAUAAUAUUGUGCAUGCGAUGCAGAAGAGUGUUGCAGGCCAGGAGGCCGAGUUGGUCAGUUUAAGCACGGACAUUCGUGUUGGUCCUCUUCUCCCUGGAACCUGCCACUCGACCGAGAUCACACUUCUUCCUUUAGCCACGGGCCCGCUCCAUCUGGAAGCAGUCCGGCUCGUGGACGUGAAUACGAACGAAACGACCGACAUUCGAGAUCUUCCGGACAUUGUGGCGGAUGAUCAGCCGCGCGCAUCUUCUCGUUGA
This is a messenger RNA of Penicillium alfredii, 1800 nucleotides long. Its product is annotated as TRAPP trafficking subunit Trs65 domain-containing protein. The transcript has 3 exons. Lineage: Eukaryota; Fungi; Ascomycota; Eurotiomycetes; Eurotiales; Aspergillaceae. The record is from RefSeq and is a predicted model, not a curated record. Bases 1 to 1800 code for a protein of 599 amino acids. Gene Ontology annotation, biological process: intra-Golgi vesicle-mediated transport. Gene Ontology annotation, cellular component: TRAPPII protein complex; trans-Golgi network.